GCGCUGCUGCGGUCAAUAACUCACCAGGAGGCUGCUAUUCUCCCUCCGCUUCCCACCCUCCCACUCCUCCCGGGAGCUCCGCAUUCAUGCCUUUUCGGCCCUCCCUCGGCAGCGAGUGAGGAAUAAAGCGGUGCGGGCUGAGCACGACGCGGGCUGCGCUGGGAUGCUGGGAGCCAGCGAGGGAAGCCUGAAUCACCGGCACCUCAAGGAUUUUUAGAUGUGCCCUGAUGCCGCAGGGUCUCCUGGCUCCUGGAAAUGCAGCUCUCUUCCAGCGUGGCUGAACUCAGCUGUGACGAGACAAUGGACCCACCCGCUGAGGACUUCCAGCAGGUCCUGUCCAUUGACCAAAUCCGCUCCAUCCGUGCCAGCAACAACUACGUGGAGAGACCGGCGGCCUGCUUCCAGCAAGCCCGCUCCAACCCCUCCCUGGCCCAGCCACCGCACAAGCAGGAGUGGUCCCAGGACCGCCUGGUGUCUUCCACCUUCCAGGACCUGCACCGCAGCCACAGCCAACAGCACCAGAUGCCGCCUUUGCAGCCACACCUGAGCCAUUCCAGCACGGCCAGCUCGGUCUCCCAGAGCACCACCGCCUCCGACCAGCGCCUCCUGAGCAGCCUGACGCCCUCCCACUCCGGGCACUCCCUCAUCCGGACGCAGCCCCGCGCCGGCGAGCUGAAGGCAGAGGAGUCGCCGCUGAAGGGGGGCUCGGAGAAGCCCACCCUGCACAGCGGCCACCUCUUCAUCUGCGAGGAGUGCGGGCGCUGCAAGUGCGCGCGGUGCACGGCCGCCCGCAGCCUGCCCUCCUGCUGGCUCUGCAACCAGCGCUGCCUCUGCUCCCCCGAGAGCCUCCUCGACUACGGGACCUGCCUCUGCUGCGUCAAGGGGCUCUUCUACCACUGCUCCACCGACGACGAGGACACCUGCGCCGACGACCCCUGCUCCUGCGGGCCGGGGUCCUGCUGCGCCCGCUGGGCUGCCAUGAGCUUCCUCUCCCUCCUCAUGCCCUGCCUCUGCUGCUACUUUCCUACCCUGGGGUGCCUCAAACUUUGCCAGCGGGGUUAUGACGGCCUCAAACGACCCGGCUGCCGCUGCCAGAGCCACACCAACACGGUCUGCAGGAAGAUCUCCUCGUCCAGCGGCACGCCCUUCCCCAAAACACUGGACAAGCCGGUAUGACCCUCCCGGCGAGGAGAAGCAGGCUUUGCUCCUCUUCCUCCCACUCCUCCUCCUCCUCCUUCUCCUCCUCCUCUCUCCUCCAUCCCCUUCCUCCCUCGGCUCCCUCCACGCUGCAGUGCUCCCCCUUACCCACCAUCACCUUCUGGGAAUGAGACGGGUGAGCUGAGGGUCUCCCAGGCCUCAUGACAUCCUGGCUGGGUGGCCGGGGGAACUGGCACCAAGCUGGGGGAAACAGUGGUUUUGCACAUGUGGGAGAGGGACAGGAGAGGCAGAGCGAGCUGUGGGUGCCCUCCCUGGCUGUAUCCCACAGGGAAAGGUGACCCAGAGGGUCUUUGGGACUCUGCCCCCAUGGGAAGGGCGACCAGGGGGUCCUCAGGAUUCUGGUCUGAGCAGGUUUAGGAGCUGCUCCACAGUGUGGUCCUUCUCCAUGGGGGAAAGAGGCAGGUCAAUGUACCCCCUGUGCAAGAGCCCCCCGGGAGCCAGACCACCUCCUCUCACUCUUUCUCCCUCUCCAGCACUUUCCAUGGGUGGCCUUUCUCCUCUCAGGUGGCCGUAGGCCCCCUUUCCUGAGGGGCCGGCGUGCUGUGGGGUCUCACCAGUGGCAGCGCCUUCCCUCCAGGCUUGGGAGCUGCUGGGAGAAGUGAGAGAGCUCCAAAAUGAAGUGACACCGUGUUUUUCUGUCUCAAAGAGGAAGGGAAGGUGUGGGAAGCUUUAGAAACCUUCUGGCAGGGGAAGGAGCUAUCGGAGGCAGCCCAGCCCACUCGCUCCUGCCCGACUGCAGCGAGGGAAAGGUCCCCUCUGGGAUUUGGCUGAGAACAAGGAGCUGGUUGGAAAUUGCCAUUCAUUUCUCCAGGCCUUGGAGGGCUGCCUGGGGUGGGAGCUGCCGCCUGGCUCCGUCCCACCACCGAGCAGAUGCUGCAGGCACCAGCUCUGUGCUUGAAUCCCAAUCUGGUACCUUCCACCAGCACUGAAUUCACUUUAAAAAAGCGCAUGGCCAAGUCAACUGUCAGCAGCCACUGCUCCGGGGACUCCCCAGCAGGGGCUUCUGUCACCCUGCUUCGGGCAGGAGGACACGGAGAGCACGGAGGGGUGUCAAAACUGGGGACUCCGACCUUCCCUCCCUGUAGAUGUUCUGUUUGAGUCCUCACCCUGCUGAGGGUUCUGCGCGGACAAACAGGAAUGGGUCUGGACCAAGCCCCAGGGCUGGGUCAUCUGCAGAGCAGACGGACACCCGAAUCCGGGUCAGGGCUUCGUGUUCCCUUGCUGGGAUGAUAAUAAGCCCAACUGGUUGCUGAUGUUGGAGGGCUCCUCCUGGCCCCGAGCUCAGCCCCAUCUCCACGCGGCACCAGCUCCCCGUUGUGACCCCACCGGCACCAUGCAGGGAAGUUUGGAGCUGGGUUGGUGGCCUGGAGCUCAGCUCUGCCUGCCUGUCUCUCUUCUGAGGUGUGUGAGCACAGAGACAAGCGAAUGGUUCCCCUGGAGAAACACAUGCAACACACCCCUGGCUUCCCCAAGACCCUGCACCCAGGGCUCACCCGUUGCCUCCUCCCAGCCACCUCUUUCCGUAGAGUUCUGUGGAUCUAUUUUUGUACAUAUAAAUAUAACGUUAGGAUGGGUAGGUCUCUUACUAAUAAUAUUCAUGAAACUGCUGUGAACGGUACCAGGUGCAAGGUUUGGCUUCCUGGUACACUUGCACAUGGUGGAAAAGAUGAUUUCCCAGUCUGUUUAUUGCUAAUCCUAGACCCUUAGUUCCUAGGUCGUCGGGAGAGGGGGAAAGGCAGGUGUAUGGAUUGUCCAGGAGGGUCUGCUGUGCAGUGAGGGGGUGGGAUUCAGUGCUGGCUGUGGGGGGAGGCAGAGGUGGACUCUUCACAGUGGGAUUCCUCUUUCCACCCAUUUGCUAUCUGAAAACCAUGGAGGAUCGAAGCUCCCUCUUUUGCAGGGAAAAGUGGAUCCAGGGAGUGAUUCAUCCCGUUUGGAAGCAUUAUUCAUGAAAUUCUGCGCUGGCAGUGCCUCACUCCCUUGACUCAAAUGGCACCCAAACAUUGAACUUGAGGUUCCCUGUGGAAGGGAGGAUGAGUCCCAUUCCUGGUGGGAAGUUUGUACCUGGAGGAUGUCAUGGACAUAAGCAAAAUCCUCGUCCUGAUUUCACCCAGCCCCUGAGGGGUGAUGUGGAAAGAUCUGGACAAAGAUGGACAACCUGCUUCCCUAAGGUGGGGGGAUCUCAGGACGAUGCUCUCGGACACAGAAGGAUCUCCUGGCAUUAGGAAGGAAGAGGGCCCCACAUUCUCUGAGGCCACCCCUGAAAUCUGGAAUUAUUUGGAUUUUAAAGCCAUGACCUUUUCAGAGGAUGCCCCGUAGGAGAGUGAAUCCCCCUAAGAUCAGGCCGUGUGGCAGCAGAUAUUAAAUAUGUUGCCAAUGUAUUUAUCCAUAUGCCAGUAAUUGCUUGGCUCCCUGCUUCCAAGCCAUGUUGGGGAGAGGGGCUUCCACCAAGAGGCACCUUCCUUUGGAAGGCUUGAUUCGCUCUUCUAUUGGUGCUGAUUAAACUCCUUCUUCCUAAAAAACAGACAAUAUUUUUAGGGAAGAAAGGUCCCCUUUUCACUGUGGAUUGGAGGAACUGUCUCCCUUGAAUGAGAAUGUGAAACAGUUCAUUGAAACUUUUUAAAGAGAACUAAUGAACAGAAUUUUCCAACUUGCUCUACUUUGAUUUUUUUUUUCUUCCUCCUUUUUAAACGGAUCCCACUCGUAAAUUUAGUUACCACCUCUGUAUCUUUGCAAUUCAUUGCUUCCUCUCCUGAUGGUGGAAUGACUCAACAUGUGAAGCUUCAUCAUUUUCACGGCCUCCCCAAGUCAUGCGAGUGCGGGGUGACCUCCCCCAGGUGCUGGAGCUGGGGGAUGAGGAGAUGGCUGUCCAUGGAUCAGCUCCCCAGAGCCAGCUUUGCUUGGCACGGCUCUUGCAGCACAUUUACCUUCAGGAAUUGGUGGGAGGCCAGGAUGCCUGCCAGGAGCCUUCCACCUAAUGGGCUUUUUCUGGGUCAGUGCAGAAGCCCCAUUUCUACCAGGGAACGGUGCCACAGCCUGGGUGAGGAUGAGGAGCGUGGCCAGGGCUCUGGAAUGUCUCAUCUCCAAGAAAUGAUAAACCUGUGAGAUAUAUUUUAGGAAAUAUUGGACAUGCAGGAAGAGAGGAAUUUAAAAGCCAUGUAGAUGUGCACUUGGGGACAUGGUUUAGUGGUGGGCUUGGCAGUGCUGGGGGAUGGUUGGACUCAAUGGUCUCUGAGGGCUUUUCCAACCUAAAUGAUUCCAUGAUUCCUUGAACUGGGGAGGAGGAGGAGAGCCCCAGAUGGGCACUGAGGGCUGUCAGACCAGCUUUGGUUUGACUGAGGGCAGACACAAAGCUACAGGCAGGACUUGCAGGGGCUGCAGGAGUUCAGAGCUGUGGGGGCAGGUGGCUUCACCGGGGUUACUGCUCCCUGCUCCACCUGCAGUGCUCAGCACGCUCCCCUGCCUUGCUUUCAGCAGGCAGGAGAAGCUGGGAUGUGCCAGAAGCUCUCCAGAGGAGGCCAGCUCUGCUUCACUGAGCUCAUCCGCUGUGGGGAAAGCUGUGGGCAGCCUCGUAUUCUUUCCCUGAGCUUUUCCUAACAUCUUCUGACCAGAUCCGUCCUGCUCCCUCCCCACCUCCGGCUGCCAGACAGUUUGGUUUGCCUGCAGAGAGGACUCUGGUUCUUGUUGGGGUUGUGAGCCCCUUUCCUGCCCCACCCUCAGUGAGUCAGAUCACAUCUGCUCUGGGUGUUUGUUUGCAGCUGCUUGUCCCGGCAGUUGGGGUUUCUCUCUGUCCUGACGUGUCUUUUUUGGUUUUCUUUUGGGAGUGUCACAUGUCGAGCCCUCUGCUCUCCCACAGGGAUGGAUCCGCUUCGUGAGGGAACAUUUCUGUGCUCUGUGUCUCUGCUGGUCGUGGGCUCCUUUGCCAGGGAAUGUGCAGGGCUGUGGGCAGAUGUAGACAGGGAAAGAGAUUCAGGUGCCAAAGGAGCAGGAGGCAGGAGCUGCUGAGCGGGACCUGAGCUCCCCCUGCUCCUCUCCCCAUCCAAACCUCCAAAGCUCCAUCCACACAAGAGGUUCUGCUGGGGUUUGUUCCUGGCUUCCCUUGGUCCCACUCCCCUCCUUCCCCACUGGCGAAUCAGUCCCAGCACAGGUGAGGAGGAGUCAUGGGAACAAGGCUGGAGUCCCCCUCCCAUCCCAGCUCCCAAACUCUCCUGGUGGAGGGGCAGGAGUGGUCCUUAAUAGAGAGAGAUGAGCCAGGAGUGAGGGGAGCUGCCGUGGGAUUUUGCACAGGGAAGGAGCCCACUGUGCCCCAAACUCGCCAUUCCCAGCACCCCUGUUAGUUCCCUCUGUCUCUGGCCUUUGGGUGUUUUUAGGCUGGAAAAAGCUGGGAGGCCUUCAGGUCUGAUGUUUGUGAUCAGCAUGUGAUAAGGGCUGUGCCCCCAUCCCAAAGCCCAUCCUUGGUCUCUAACAGGAUCCAGCUCAGGUUUGUCUCUUCCAAGGAGCCCGUGGAGCCCAGGCCUGCAGGAUGCUCCCAGCAGCUGGACACACCUGGUCCAGGUGGGCCAAACCUGAGCUGGGACCUCUUGGGGCUCAGUCUGCUUGGGGGGAUUGCCCCGUGAGCAUCGGGAUCUCCUGCAAACUCUCUCCCCGAGUCAGGUUGGGAGCUCGUGCAGGUGGGAUCUGUUCUGCUUGGGGUGGCAUUGCAGAAGAAUGCCCUGAGGGUAGAAUCCAGGGUCUCCAGUCCCCUUGGAGGGGACUGCAGGCAGAAGAGGGAUGUUGGGUGGAUGGGAAGAGAUCACACACCUCCGUGGGGCAGAGGGGAAGCGGGGUGAGGUUUCCUGGUGGGUCUCUCUCCUGCUGCACCCCAAAGGGCUGGACCAACCCCCCCCUGGAGAGCUGGGCCCUGGGAGAGGAGGGUUCUCAGCCCUCUGUCCUAAGGUGUGUGAGCAUCCCAGAGCUGGUUCCCGCCUUCCCUGCAGAGCCCCUGUCCCCCUUCCCCUCCCUCUCUCUCCAUCCCCAUCCGUUCCCUCGGGAUGCUCUGUGUCCUCCUGCCUCCCCAGGUGUCCUCAGCACAAAGUUCUCCUUGGAAGAUGCAUCACCCUGGGCUUCACAGGAGAGUCUCCUACCUGGAACUGAAGACUCUAAUCCUAUAUUUAUGGGUACACAAAUGUUCUGUACAGUGUGUAAAGAUCCCUCCCCCGGCUCUCUCCAUUCGGGCUCCUUUCUAUAAGGUAUAAUAUAUGUUUAUAACCCGAUGACUGGUUUUUUUGACAAUACUCUUGUACCUUUUAAGAGAAAAAAAAAAUAAAAAAACCAAAGUAUUUAUUUGAAAAGUUUAUUUUAAAGAUAAGAAAAAAAAUAACCUAUUUAUUUUACUGCACCCUCUUCUGUUUGGUUUCCUUCUCUUGCAAAGCUGAUAACUGUUACAGAACCACUGCUGAGAUGAAAGAAGUGAUUCUAUGGUGGCUUCACAAGCCCACUUAGAGCAACUAUUCAAUAAAAAUAUAUAUUAAUUUUGAA
Molecule: messenger RNA, 6732 nt
Organism: Chiroxiphia lanceolata (lance-tailed manakin)
Lineage: Eukaryota; Metazoa; Chordata; Aves; Passeriformes; Pipridae
Gene: SPRY3
Product: sprouty RTK signaling antagonist 3
Exons: 2
Coding region: 256-1176 (306 amino acids)
Biological process (GO): negative regulation of fibroblast growth factor receptor signaling pathway; negative regulation of Ras protein signal transduction; negative regulation of MAP kinase activity
Cellular component (GO): cytosol; membrane
Source: RefSeq, a predicted model, not a curated record